AUGCGGACCAUUGUUUCGAGCGGCAAUGAUGCGCUGAACCUUCUAUAUGAAGCAGCUAACCACGAGGCUACCAACAGAGAAGAUGCUGGCACGAGCAACGCCGGACUGCCGCAAGCGGCCGACGCUUACUACGGCACGCCCGGCUCGACUUUGUCUGUGGGCACAGCUCCUGUUGCUACAAUGCCUGUGCGUAUCUCCACUGCAUCAUCCGACGUUAUGAGAGUCUGGAAUGCAUGCCGAUUCGUGAGAAUGGGCUGGUUUCGGGCCGAAGAGGCCGUGACCUACGUGGAUCUGUUCUUCCAGAACCUCUCGCCCCUUUCACCGAUCAUCACGGACUUCUACUCGAGGCAUGAGAACCACUUCUUGCUAGUUACUCAAGACCCACUUCUGUGCUGCACCAUUCUCAUGAUCUCAUCACGCUACCAUGUACUUCCGGGAAUUGGCGGUGCUUCGCGAUCAUACUUCAUUCAUCACCGGCUAUGGGAACACUGCCAGCAUCUCAUUAUGAGAAUCAUGCUCGGACAGGAAAAGGCUUCCAAGGCCAAGACUCGGACCGUAGGCUCAGUCGAAGCCUUGCUGCUCAUGUCUGAGUGGCACCCCCGCAGUUUGCAUUUCCCGCCGGCAGCAGAUGGCUGGGACUCAGACCUUAUCCUAUCGGCCGCCGACGACAGGGACGAGGUGCAAUCGCCCAAUCCCUGUACGACAGCUUCCAAAAGCUGGCUUGAGGAUGUCAUUGAGCCAGCGAAGCGCUCGGAUCGCAUGUCUUGGAUGCUCCUUGGAUGUGGGUUGUCAUUAGCCCACGAGCUCGGUGUUUUCGACGAUGACAAUAACGCCAAAGCGUCUGUCGGGGAGACCCAGGCCUAUGUGGAGAGAACCGCACUGCGACGUAUGCGCCUACGUAAGCUGCUGUAUGUGUUCGUUGAACAGCUUGCCUCGCGUCUGGGAUGCACUUCCAUGAUUCCAAAGUCUCUGAACCAUUCAGCGCUGCAAGGCAUCUCAGCUAUAAGUACGUCAUCGUUGAGAGGCGCGGAUCAGGAGUGGCAUUUGUUUAUGACUGCCUGGAUCGACCUCACGAAGCUAGUAAAGUCCAUAUCAGACAUGCUGUUUCCUUCCGCAUCGUUCAGCAGGCAGAUUCUCCGAAACGGACGCUACAUCGGACUACUCGAGCAUUUCCAGCCCCUGUUGUCACAGUGGCGGAAAAAAUACCUGGACCCGUGCAAACUAGGCGACUCUCUUCAGGAUAUGCUUGAUAUUGAGUAUCAGUACGUCCGGAUUUACGCCAACUCACUAGGCAUGCAGGCCGUCGUGGAGCGGACGUUGGAGGAGGCAGACUCGUCCGAGGGCUCCCCUGACGAGGCGCUGGCAAUGUCACUCGACGCAGCGGACUAUGACUUCAUCCAAGAAGUCGUUGAUGGAAGCUGCGCUAUUCUGCAGAAAGUCAUCAAGCUCGCGGAGACCGGAGCGUUACUUUUUUCGCCCGUCAGGAUAUUCCUACGCAUCACCACGUCCGCGAUCUAUCUUCUUAAAGGCCUUAGCCUCGGCGUCUGGACCAAAAAACUGCAAUCCUCUCUCGACAUCCUCGACCGCAGCAUUGUCGCGCUCCGCUCCAGCACGCUGGACGAUAUGCACCUCGCCUCGCGCUACGCCACGCUCCUCGACCUCCACGUCGCCCGUCUGCGGAAAAGCUUCGUCGUCUCAUCGCGGCCGCCUCGCCUGCCCACGCGGCCUCCGUCCGCCGACCGGAUGGUUCACGAUGGGGCCGGUGGGGUUAGUGAUGCACUCGGGACUGAUGUGGCUGAUGGCACGGCGGAUUUUGGCGCGUUCGGUGGCGGUGGGGAUGGAAACGGGGGGGUGGAUGGGAUGUUUGGGGCUGCGGACGAUUGGCUGGCGCUGCCGUUUGAUGCGUCGAUGGCGCCGUUUGCGCCGGGGGAUGUGCCGGGGUUUGAGGACGCGAGGUUGGAUUUCAUUUGGACGUUGCCGCUGUAG
This is a messenger RNA of Coniosporium apollinis CBS 100218, 1986 nucleotides long. RefSeq lists its product as uncharacterized. Lineage: Eukaryota; Fungi; Ascomycota; Dothideomycetes. Gene Ontology annotation, molecular function: DNA-binding transcription factor activity, RNA polymerase II-specific. Gene Ontology annotation, biological process: aromatic amino acid catabolic process; positive regulation of transcription by RNA polymerase II. Bases 1 to 1986 code for a protein of 661 amino acids. Gene Ontology annotation, cellular component: nucleus. The record is from RefSeq and is a predicted model, not a curated record. The transcript is spliced from 2 exons.